AUGGAGCCGGAGGUUGUCGGACGGAAGGCUGAGGAACGUAGCGAUUCCGAAGCCGGCCCGGCGCGAACAAACCUAGACCUCGUUGUGGACUUCAUGAGCUCUAUGGAGGUAAAACGACCCGAGGUGCUACGGUGCACUUCUGCCUGGGAAGCAAUCUGGGCAGUGGCCCUAUCUGACAUGACUGCAGUCAAUGCAGAUCGUCUUUUUGCCCGGAGUGCGCCGACACAGCGCAUAACCCAGUUCUGGUCGCACUCCUGGCACGGCAGCAAACGACAGAAGCUUUGCGCAUUGCUGGUCGUGAACAACGGGUUGGCAGCCCUUUGCGCUGGGACCUGCGCGGCUGUGCUGUCAGCUUUCUUCCUGUCGGCCGCAAUGGGGCCCACGGGCAUAGAAGAGGGGGAGACAGAGACUACUCUCCAGGGGCAGUACCAUCGAAUUUAUGCGACUUCACGCCCGCAAGCAAUUGCAAGCAAUCUGUUCGGCUUGCUUGUUGCCAUUUUGUGCUUGCUGCUCUGGAGGCCGGGGACCUCUGUCUUUCUCGACCGCGUGUGUGUUCAUCAAACCGACCGUGAACUGAAACUGGCGGGUCUUGUAAGCAUGAGCGCCUUUUUGAAGCAGUCUAAAGUAAUGACGGUAUGGUGGGACGCAACAUAUUCCAGCCGUCUGUGGUGCUUGUUUGAGAUUGCGGCGUACCUGAAAAGCCACAGCAGCCAGGAGACGAGACUAUCGGUCAGACCCGUUGUCCUAGGCCCAUUGGCGAUGGGCGUCUUUUUGGGGUUUUCGUUUGCAGUGCUUGGGGUAAUGCUUCUCCCGAGAGCUGGCACGCAGAGCGGGACAAUACUCACCCGGAUCGCGAUGACCACUGUGGCGGGUUCCGCUGCCUUGUGGUAUCCACUAUCUGCUUUGCGGAGCUUCUACCGCUCAAUAGACACGAUGCAAGCGCAGCUGCGCGACUUUCGCAUGGACAGUGCGACUUGCUACUGCUGCACCAGUGGACAUGAGAAUCGGAUGCUAUGCGAUCGUCAAAUCAUUGAGCGAUGCAUUGUGGAAUGGUUUGGUUCUGUGGAAAACUUUGAGCAGACCAUACAGACGACUGUGUCCAGCGCCCUCGCUCAGCAGCUAGGGAAGUUUGCUUUCCCGAUGUCUUGGAUGUGGGGUUGCUCAUGUCCGCUGUUGUGGACCUUUCUUGCCCCAGCUCUCCGCCAACCGCUUAUUGGAAGCUUCUUCAUCCUGGGCUGGAUCUUUGCUGUUCCAGUGAUUUUCAUGAUUGGUGCCUCGCUUGCCUACAAGCUGCGUGGACAGCGGCUCAACUGUUGGCUUGAUGGGGUUUCCACCCUCGUGUGCGCAUUAGCGUGUGUUUUCAGCUACAUGGGCAUGGAGACGCUUGCAGGCGUCUUGUCCAGCGCACUGCAGACGUAUUGGACGAGCGUCGCGGCCUUCGCUGCAUCGAUGUUUCUGAUCAUGCUUAGCCUUUGGUGUUGCUGGCAGGGGGGCUCUCUUGACAGGAUCAGGAUGAAUCCGCAUAAGGCGCCAGUCAACAACGAGGUGCCUCCAAGGAUUCUGAGUCUCUGA
This is a messenger RNA of Symbiodinium sp. CCMP2592, 1572 nucleotides long. Lineage: Eukaryota; Dinophyceae; Suessiales; Symbiodiniaceae. The record is from the annotation of a GenBank genome assembly.